Molecule: messenger RNA, 1914 nt
Organism: Miscanthus lutarioriparius
Lineage: Eukaryota; Viridiplantae; Streptophyta; Magnoliopsida; Poales; Poaceae
Source: the annotation of a GenBank genome assembly
AUGAUGGAAAGGCUUUCAGCGCUGGUUCUGGAUAGUGACCCAGCAUCCUUGUCGACCAUCUCUGAGACGCUCGCAAAGUUUAACUUCAAAGUUUUCCCCUUCCAAACAGCAGAAGCAGCCCUGGAUUUCAGUGAAGGCGGGGCUGCUAAAGAAGCGGAGCUUGAUUUGGUAUUGGUGGAUGUUAAUCUUAACAAUAUGGCACCAGGCACUUCCGCAAACUCUGAUCUGCUCCAUUAUUACAUACUGAAUGAACUUGAAGUCCCUCUUACCGCAAUGUGUUCUUGUGACGAUGAAGAGGCACUUUCCAAAUGUAUGAACCUGGGUGCAUGCUUCCAUGUGCUGAAGCCUCUGGACAGAAGAAGCUUCAGCAUUCUGUGGCACCAAGCACUGGAACACAAGUCUAAAAAGGCAGCACCUCAAGGACCAACUCUUAAUAGUACCAGAAAUGGAAUGGUUUCAUCAUCUACUGAAAAGCCAAAGGAAGUGCUUAUCCCAGAGAGAAAUGAUUUAUCCGAUCCUGAAAGCAAUGGAUAUGAAGAGCCAAAGAAGCGGAAUCGGAUCACAUGGACCAUUGAGCUCCAUGAAAAGUUCUUGGAGGCUGUCAAAGCUCUUGGGGGGAAUGAGUAUGCUACACCUGAGGGGAUCCUCCACCUGAUGAAUAUAAAAGGUUUGACUGCGAAGCAUAUUGGCAGCCAUCUCCAGAAACAUCGAUUGCGCCACCGGAAUGCAAAGCAAGGAGGACAGCGCCAAGAGAAUGCCAGCAGAAAACCAAUGGGACAUGAUGAAGGCACUUCUGAAUCCAUCACACCUAUAGUUGAGACAGAUGUGGAAGUGUACCCCUUAAGGCUGUGGACAGAGGUGAAGAAAAGGUCAGCGGACACAGUGGCUCUGAACACUGAGGACACACAGUCUGUGUGUAUGUGGGAUAAGUAUGAAAAUAACCUGCAUAGAGUGUUCUCUGAGAAAAAGAAACGUUGGCAGUUCAUGUGCGAACAUCGGUGGCCUGUGAAGAACAAUAUUGUUAUCACAGAUGCAGGGGAUUCAAAUGAAGCCCCUGAAACUGCUGGUUAUGGUGCAUUCACAGAAAUCUCUGGUUCAAGCAACAUGUUAACGAGUAAUCAGGUGGGAGAGAACAAUCGUACUGAAUUUGCCAGAGACAAUGACCACAGGGAGAACAUUAAUUUGCUCAAAGUUUAUGGUGCAUCCAUAGAAAACGCCGGUUCAAGCAGCCUGUUAACAAGUGAUCAAGUCGGACAAAACAAUCUUACUGAAGCUGCCAGAAACAAUGACGCCAUGGGGAACAAUAAUUUCCUUGAAGGUAAUGUGGACCCGGAGUACAAUGCAUCAAUGGAUUUUUCUGUUGCUUGGGCGCACCUAGACAGCAAUGAUCUGGACCUGACAGGCCCUUCUGAUGGCUGGGAGGAAGCAGAUUCAUUUCGGAUGAGUCAGCUGGAAAGCCUUGGCCUAGAGGACCUCCGUGACAACGCAUGUAAUGAUGCUCUGAGAUCGGUUGGUCUGAUUAACAUAGAUGAACCAGUAACUCAAGGAUCGCAAGAGCAGCAAAGCCUUGGCAUGGAGGAUCUCCAGCAAGUAGAUGACAUUCCAUGGGAUGAUGCUCUGAUAUCUGUGGGGCUUAUCAACUUAUUAGAUGAACCAAUGACUGAAGAAGCCGCCGUUGGAGGAUCACAAGAUCAGCAAAGCCUUGCCCCAGAGGUCCUGCAAGCAGGUAACAAUGCAUGGGAUGAUGAUCUUAGGUCGGCGGGGAUGGUCAACUUAUUAGAUGAACCAAUAUCUCAAGAAGCCGCUAUUGGCGAUGCUCUGAUGGAUGACCCUGUGAGCCCGAUUGCCCAAGACGAUGUGUUAUGGGCUUGGAGUCCUGCAAUGCCAGCGGUUGACUAUGGCAUGCUCUUCUGA